Molecule: messenger RNA, 2697 nt
Organism: Aspergillus wentii DTO 134E9
Lineage: Eukaryota; Fungi; Ascomycota; Eurotiomycetes; Eurotiales; Aspergillaceae
Product: putative GTPase activating protein (Evi5)
Exons: 4
Coding region: 1-2697 (898 amino acids)
Source: RefSeq, a predicted model, not a curated record
AUGGACAGCUCCGAACAGCUCCCAGCUCGCGCCUUCAAUGCGGACGCCCCAAACAAUCAUGUGCAUACCGAUUCGAUGGUGACCGUUCCUUUGUCUGACAUUCAAUCCAAUUCCGAACAUACUCAGCCGGACUGGAGGAACCUCGACAUCCCACAAACCCCUGUUGAUUCUACCUCCCCUGAGGUGCUCGAGGAUGAGAGUGAGGAGGAAAUAAAGACUACACCAACGCGAGACGGGGCAAAACCAGAGGUCGAACAAGACUCCAGCGCCAAUCCUACCAGAUCUCGAAGCCACGAUGGAAAGGGUCAGCGGAAAUCUGGGGAUCGUGAUGUGGUUGACUGGGAAGAGUUGGAUAAGACGGAGGAAAAUGAACCACGUGGUGAGGGAUCAGAUGAGUCGAUGGCUCUCCUACUCGCUCGCCUGGAGCAGGAGAACAAUGCGCUGGCCACGAAUCCUAAGUCGGGAUUAUCGAACGUGACGGCUGCCCAGGUUCACCAGAGACAGUCCCGAUCGCAGUCUCUGCACCACAUCAGGCGAUUGAUCCACGAUGACCCUCGAUCAUCCUUGCGAUAUUCACAACUGCCUACCCCACCGAUGACCGAAUUGGAAUUCUGGGCAGCGCUGGUGGCCGAUUACCCCCAAACAGCCCAGCGACUCCCGACCCUGACCUCGAACAAGAUCCGUGGGGGUGUUCCACCUCCACUGCGAGGAGUAGUCUGGCCCAGCUUGUCUGGUGCCCGGGAUGCGUCGCUCCUUGUCGAGUACCAGAGACUCUGUGGUGAGACUAGCCCGUAUGAAGGUCUGAUCGGGAAAGACAUUGGUCGGAGUUUUCCCAAUGUGGAGAUGUUCCGAGACCCUCAUGGUGAAGGGCAGCAGAUGCUUGCCCGAGUCCUGAAGUGCUUCAGUCUUUACGAUACCAAAAUUGGCUACUGCCAAGGUCUAGGCUUUGUCGUUGGGCCCCUGUUGAUGCACAUGACGGAUGCAGAAGCAUUCUGCGUGCUUGUGCGCCUGAUGGAGCACUAUGAUCUACGAACUUGUUACCUGCCUGACCUUUCCGGUCUUCAUCUUCGAGUUUAUCAAUUCCAGAACCUUCUUGCUCGUCACCGUCCUGCCCUAUUUGCGCAUUUGGAGGCACUGCACGUCGAGCCUGUAUACGUGUCGCAAUGGUUCCUUUCUUUCUUCGCCGUUGCGUGCCCUCUCCCGAUUCUUCUUCGGAUUUACGAUGUCAUCUUCUUGGAAGGCGCCUGCGAAACGUUGAUGCGGGUUGCGCUCUCUCUCAUGCAGCGAAAUGAGAAGAGGCUCAUGGCAUGCGCGGAAUUCGAGGAUGUCAUGCAGCUCUUGUUGUCAAGAAGCUUGUGGGAUUCGUAUGCUUUGCAUCCUGAUGAAAUGGUUAGAGAAUUCGUCUCUUUGACUUCACUCGUGACUAAAGAGAGUCUUCAAACCCUGGAAGCCAGUUACAACCAGUCACAAGGCGUUCCGACAGGCAUCACCUUCCCCCAGAUGCAAGCCGCGACCGCUCGGUUUCUGGGCCGAUUGUGGGCAGGCUCAAGCGCUCACAAUUCCGUCAAGUCGCUUUCUCCCAAUCCUAACCAUGGCAGCAUUCGCCGAUCAGCAUCCAAGCAGAGUAUGACUUCCACGCUCAACUCGGUAGAGUCCACAUCCGAUGCCAGCACAGCCCCGACGGAACUUUCCACCGCGGACCCAUCAAAACCACGCGCGAAGUCAGCUAUGACCCAUAACAAAGACCGGGAUUUACACACGCAAAUUGAAGAUCUUUUGAUGGCCCUGAGCGAUUUGCAACGACAACAUGCCGACCUCACUCGAGAGCUGCAACAAGAACGUGAAGAGCGCGAGGAAGAUCAGGAGCUGGCAAAGUUAUUGUUGAAUCGUAUCAAAGAAACCGAAGCAGAUGAUCCCCCGAUGGAACUUAUUAACAAAGCGGACGAGAGAUUUACCGCUGUCGAUUCUUCCAAGCGGGUGUCGAUCAGUCAGACCAAAUAUCAACUUCGCGACGAUCUAAACCGAUGGAAGGAAAUGCAUGAAAUAGAGUCUGGACGGUGCUUCGAUCUGACUCGACGCAUCGACGAGCAUGAACAGGAAAACUCAUCGUUGAGAGAACAAAUCCGGGAGGCAAGAAGUCGGAUUCAAGACGGAUACCGGGACCGACAGCGACUGGAACGGACGAUUCGAGAACUGCGCAUGACAAGGUCGCCUAGCUCAGAGACCCCGCCGGAGACAUUUGGAUCCCCUACCAGCGAACCAGGCGAGGGCUACAGUCCGGGCGGCUUGCGGGAGCUGAAACUCGUGCGAAGCAAUUCGACAAAGAGCACAAAGAGUACGAAGAGCACAUUCAACAAACGUUCAAGCAGUCUUGGCCUCCAGACAGUAUUGGCCACCGAUGACCAUAAGCCAGCAGCCGAAGAGACGUUACUUCUGGAACUGGUGAAUGCGAAAACAGGCGAGGCUGUGGCCAAGCAAGAACUAGAAGAGGUCAAGGCGAAGCUAGAUUCACUACGCAAACUGAUCAGUGGUCAGCAAUCACCACCUCGAACUGGGACGAGGACCGAAGCCCGCAACUCUUUCCUCGGUCCCUCUCCCUCAAGAACCGAAUCCGUCAGUUCAGGAACAGGCGGAUUCUUCAGUGGAUGGGGCCGGCGUGCCCCAUCAGCUAGCACUGAAUACGUUGAGAUCAAGUGA